This is a messenger RNA of Camelus dromedarius (Arabian camel), 3985 nucleotides long. RefSeq names its product zinc finger and BTB domain containing 47 (gene ZBTB47). Gene Ontology annotation, biological process: regulation of transcription by RNA polymerase II. NCBI's taxonomy places the organism in Eukaryota, Metazoa, Chordata, Mammalia, Artiodactyla, Camelidae. Gene Ontology annotation, cellular component: nucleus. The record is from RefSeq and is a predicted model, not a curated record. Bases 132 to 2453 code for a protein of 773 amino acids. The transcript has 6 exons. Gene Ontology annotation, molecular function: protein binding; DNA-binding transcription factor activity, RNA polymerase II-specific.
CCGGGGGCCAUGGUCGCGGGGCCCUGCGCCGGGGCGGCCCCCAGCGCGGCGCUUCAUGGAGCGGCCCCGGCCCGGCCGCCGGGGGCAGCGCGAUCCCGCGGGGCCCUGUGAGCCCCCAGCGCCACGGCACCAUGUUGCUGGUUGAGAAGACGACAGACUCACCGGCGGCCGAAUUCUCGCUGGUGGAGGACGUGGCGCUGCACUUCGCCUGCUUGAUGGGCCGCCUGAACGAGCAGCGCCUCUUCCAGCCCGACCUGUGCGACGUGGACCUGGUGCUGGUGCCCCAGCGCAGCGUCUUCCCGGCGCACAAGGGUGUGCUGGCCGCCUACAGCCAGUUCUUCCAUUCGCUCUUCACCCAGAACAAGCAGCUGCAGCGCGUGGAGCUGUCCCUGGAGGCGCUGGCGCCCGGUGGCCUGCAGCAGAUCCUCAACUUCAUCUACACGUCCAAGCUGCUGGUCAACGCGGCCAACGUCCACGAGGUGCUCAGCGCCGCCUCGCUGCUGCAGAUGGCCGACAUCGCCGCAUCCUGCCAGGAGCUGCUGGACGCCCGCUCCCUCGGCCCCCCAGGCCCCGGCGCCGUGGCCCUGGCCCAGCCAGCCGCCAGCUGCACCCCGGCUGCUCCACCCUACUACUGCGACAUCAAGCAGGAGGCCGACGCCCCAGCCUUGCCCAAGAUCUACGCCCGCGAGGGCCCUGACCCCUACUCAGUGCGUGUCGAGGACGGGGCCGGGGCCACAGGUGGCACAGUGCCUGCCACCAUCGGGCCGGCCCAGCCCUUCUUCAAGGAGGAGAAGGAGGGCGGCGUCGAGGAGGCUGGCGGGCCCCCGGCCAGCUUGUGCAAGCUAGAGGGUGGGGAGGAGCUGGAGGAAGAGCUUGGGGGUUCUGGCACCUACAGUCGCCGGGAGCAGUCCCAGAUCAUUGUGGAGGUGAACCUCAACAACCAGACACUGCACGUGUCCACGGGGCCCGAGGGGAAGCCGGGCACUGCCACGGCCCCGGCCACCAUGGUGCUGGGCCGGGAGGACGGGCUGCAGAGACACUCGGAGGAUGAGGAGGAUGACGACGAGGAGGAGGAAGAAGAGGAGGAGGAGGAAGAGGAAGGCGGUGGCAGUGGAGGGGAGGAGGAGGAGGAGGAGGAAGAGGAGGGUGGCAGUCAGGGAGAGGAGGAGGACGAGGAGGACGAAGGGCACAGCGAGCAGGAGGAGGAAGAGGAAGAGGAAGAGGAAGGGCACAGUGAGCAGGAUCAGGAGAGCUCCGACGAGGAAGAGGAGGAUGAGGAGGAGGGGGAGGUGGGGCCCAGGCAGGGGUCUGGGUGCCGGAGCAGCCGGGCGGACCCCCCUCCCCACAGUCGCAUGGCCACGCGAUCUGCCCGGCGCCAGGGCCCCCCUGAGCCUGAGGAGCCCGGGCGGCGGGGUGGGAAGCGGCCAAAGCCACCUGCAGGAGUGGCUUCUGCCCCAGCCAGGGGGCCACAGGCUGCUGAUGGGCUGGGGGCCAAGGUGAAGCUGGAGGAGAAGCAGCACCACCCGUGCCAGAAGUGCCCUCGAGUUUUCAACAACCGCUGGUACCUGGAGAAGCACAUGAACGUGACCCACAGCCGCAUGCAGAUCUGCGACCAGUGCGGCAAGCGCUUCCUGCUGGAGAGCGAGCUGCUGCUGCACCGGCAGACGGACUGCGAGCGCAACAUCCAGUGUGUGACAUGCGGCAAAGCUUUUAAGAAGCUCUGGUCCCUCCACGAGCACAACAAAAUCGUGCAUGGCUAUGCAGAAAAGAAGUUCUCCUGUGAGAUUUGCGAGAAGAAGUUCUACACCAUGGCUCACGUGCGCAAGCACAUGGUCGCCCACACAAAGGACAUGCCCUUCACCUGCGAGACCUGUGGGAAGUCCUUCAAACGCAGCAUGUCUCUCAAGGUGCACUCACUGCAGCACUCCGGGGAGAAGCCAUUCAGAUGCGAGAACUGCAAUGAGCGCUUCCAGUACAAGUACCAGCUGCGGUCACACAUGAGCAUCCACAUCGGCCACAAGCAGUUCAUGUGCCAGUGGUGUGGCAAGGACUUCAACAUGAAGCAGUACUUUGACGAGCACAUGAAGACUCACACAGGGGAGAAGCCGUACAUCUGCGAGAUCUGCGGCAAGAGCUUCACCAGCCGGCCCAACAUGAAGCGGCACCGGCGCACGCACACCGGCGAGAAGCCCUACCCCUGCGACGUGUGCGGCCAGCGCUUCCGCUUCUCCAACAUGCUCAAGGCGCACAAGGAGAAGUGCUUCCGCGUCAGCCACCCCCUGGCCGGCGACGGUGCCCCCGCGGCCCCGGGCCUGCCCCCCGCCCCGCCCCAGGCGCUGCCCCUGCUGCCCGGGCUGCCCCAGACCCUGCCGCCCCCGCCGCACCUGCCGCCCCCGCCGCCGCUCUUCCCCACCGCAGCCAGCCCCGGCGGGAGGCUGAACGCCAACAACUAAGCGACUGCGCUGCGGGCCCAGGACCCUCCCCGCCUCCUCGUGGGGCGGGGCCAGCAGCCCCUCCACAGGGGGCUGGACACGCUCUGCUGGAGGCCCCUGAACUGGGGGACAGGGGGGCGGUGCAGGCUGGCAGCCCCCAAAGCGGGCGGAGGACACCUCACUCCCAAGUGCCCCCUUUCAGUGACUCCUUGAAGCCUUUUUUUUUUCCGAAAGUGAAGGAAAAACUAAAGAGAGGAAACUAUUGGCUGCAUCCCCCUCCAGGUGAGGGGGUUGCUGGAGGCGCAGGUACAGUGGGGGAGGGGCCUGGGGACAGGUGUGACUGGUCACACUGUGGAGGCCCAAGCCAGAGGGGGGUGGCCAGGCCCAGCUAGGGGUCAGCUUCAGUGGCUCAUCCCCUCCGCUCCUGGGCCCCCCUAACUUGCCCCUCAUUCUGGAGGGUUUGGGAAGGAGUUGGGGACCCAGUGGGGGGGCUGCAGCUAUUGAGGCAGGGACUCGAGCCUGGAUGCUCAGGAGCAUGUUGGGUGGGGGCGCCGAGUGGGGAAGACUGCAGAUGCAGCUCUGCACCGGUGGGAGUGGGGUGGGCAGGGGCUGGACCCCAGGCAUUUGUUUCCCCUACUCACAACUCUGCCGGCAGGCACAGGGCUCCUCAACCCGUAUUGGGCUGCACUGAGAGCCCUGGGUCCUGGAGAUGUCCCCAGGAGCCGCUGAGCCUCAGGGUGUUUGUGGGCCAGGCCCUGAGUGGGCAGACAGGCUGGUUCCCACAGCACCAGCUCCCAAGGGGCAGCCCCAGAGCGCCUGCAAAUAAGUGGACCCCAGGGGCAGGACCCUAAGGAGGAGGCUUGGGCAAAUAUUUUAAGGUUUCAAGGUGCUAUCAGUGGGGCAGAGGGCGGGGCAGCUGUUCACAGAGCACCUCGUUCCUCACCAGCUGCCCCGGCCGUAUAUCCCACGCUAGAGAUGUGUGUCUGUGUCCGUCUCUGCUCCCUGAAGGCAGCACCAGGCCUCACCCACUCCUAAGCCUGGUGACAACCCGCUCCCCGGCUGGUGUCCAGCAUCCUUGUCCCUCCUGGGCCUCUGUGCUGGUGGGUGGGGCGAGGAGCCUGCAUGAUCAGGCCCUGGGGGUUGGGGGUACUGGGGGAGCCCCAGCCUGUGCCCAACGCUUAUCCCCACAAGGCCAGCACUAAUAGGACAUCCUUUUUUUUGUUGUCAUUUAACGUCUUUAUUCCUGCCUUUAAAUGAGGAGGAAGGUUCCAUAAGCUACAUGUUUCCUAGUUAAGCUCUUUCCUGUUGUGUUUAUACAGUUUUGUUAUACUCUUUGCACCUUAAAACCCCAUGACCACCCCAACACAACCACCUUCCCAGCAUGGCUGGAGUGGGAAGAGGCCUGAGCCCAGGGGGGCAGUGAGGGGGACUGGCCCCAUCAGCCCAAGAGCUGAGGGAGUCAGAACCCCUCUGACCUCCUUGUGAGGCCCAGGGCGCUGGGGCAGGGACUGGGGACAUUUUAAUCAUCAAUAAACGAAGCACUUUAUUCUGUA